CGGGGCGCCACUCGCGGCUGGGCGGCGGCAGGCAUGGCCACGGCGGCGGUAACAGCGGCGGCUCGUGGAGCCGGUGCAAGGGCAGUGACGGCUCUGCGGGAUGGCUGCCGGACUGCGGUCCGGGGGCGGUCGCGUGCUGGCCCCGCACGGCCCUUGUGCACAGCACCUGGGACCGCCCCGGACAUGAAGCGCUAUCUAUGGGCGCGCUACCGGGAGGCGAAGAGGAGCACGGAAGAACUGGUUCCUUCAAUUAUGAACAACUUGUUAAAUCCAGAUGCCAUCUUCUCAAACAAUGAGAUGAGCCUAUCAGACAUUGAAAUCUAUGGCUUUGACUAUGACUACACCUUGGUGUUUUAUUCAAAACACCUUCACACACUGAUAUUUAAUGCUGCUCGGGACCUUCUCAUCAACGAGCACCGGUAUCCCGUGGAAAUCAGAAAGUAUGAGUAUGACCCAAACUUCGCAAUUCGUGGACUGCAUUAUGACGUGCAGCGGGCGGUCUUGAUGAAGAUUGAUGCUUUUCAUUAUAUCCAGCUGGGAACUGUCUACAGAGGCCUCAGUGUGGUCCCCGAUGAGGAGGUUAUUGAAAUGUACGAGGGUUCCCACGUGCCUUUGGAACAGAUGAGCGACUUUUAUGGGAAGAGUUCCGGAAACACCAUGAAGCAGUUCAUGGACAUCUUCUCCCUGCCCGAAAUGACCCUGCUGUCCUGUGUGAAUGAGUACUUUCUGAAGAACAACAUUGACUAUGAACCUGUGCACCUGUACAAAGAUGUCAAGGAUUCAAUUCGGGAUGUGCACACGAAAGGAAUCAUGUACAGAGCAAUUGAAGCAGAUAUUGAAAAGUACAUCUGCUAUGCUGAGCAGACCCGUGCAGUGUUGGCCAAGCUGGCUGAUCAUGGCAAGAAGAUGUUUCUUAUCACCAACAGCCCCAGUAGCUUUGUGGACAAAGGGAUGAGGUAUAUUGUUGGAAAAGACUGGAGGGACCUGUUUGAUGUGGUCAUCGUUCAGGCUGAGAAGCCCAACUUUUUUAAUGAUAAGCGGCGACCUUUCCGAAAGGUGAAUGAGAAAGGUGUCUUACUCUGGGAUAAAAUCUACAAGCUGCAGAAAGGCCAGAUUUACAAGCAGGGCAAUUUAUAUGAAUUUUUGAAGCUUACUGGAUGGAGGGGCUCCAAAGUGUUAUAUUUUGGUGACCAUAUAUAUAGUGACCUGGCGGACUUGACCCUGAAGCAUGGCUGGCGAACGGGUGCAAUUAUCCCAGAAUUAAGAUCCGAGCUCAAAAUCAUGAACACGGAGCAGUACAUUCAAACUAUGACCUGGCUACAGACCCUGACCGGGUUAUUGGAGCAGAUGCAGGUUCACAGAGAUGCGGAGUCACAGCUGGUUUUGCAGGAGUGGAAGAAGGAGAGGAAGGAGAUGAGGGAAAUGACCAAAGGUUUCUUCAAUGCCCAGUUUGGGAGCUUGUUCCGCACAGACCAGAACCCCACAUACUUCCUGCGGCGCCUGUCGCGGUUCGCCGACAUCUACAUGGCAUCCCUGAGCUGCCUGCUGAACUACGACGUCAGCCACACCUUCUACCCCCGGCGGACCCCACUGCAGCAUGAGCUGCCCGCCUGGUCUGACCAGCCCCCAGCUGCCCGGCUGCCGCUGCUGCAGGAGGCCCAGGCUAAGUAGCUGGCGGCCCCACCACCCCUGGGCACCAAAAGCCAGGACCGGUGAUGGCCCCACGCUGGGCAGACUCUGCGGGGAUGUGAGCAUCCCUUUUGGAAAUGAUACAGAUAGUCUUAGUGAUACCUGUUUUGUACAUUAUGGAAGAUACCCCCCAGCUCGUGGAGAAGGGAGCUCACAGCUCACAGAGCCCACCCUCCUAUGCACGUGGGGAGGGGACAGCGGCUGGCCUCCUGUCGACACCCUGUGAUCAGCCUUCUUGUUUCCCAAGGUACUGUAUCCAGCAUCAGACUUCCUGGGAUGGGGAGUCUUCUUGAUGUCCUGUAUUCCAGCAGGUGACGUUUUGAAACUCUUCUUAACUCUUCUGUGGAAAGUGCGUGGAAAAUGUUGAACACGCCCAGUGCUGGACCCGGUGACGUGCAUCCACUGGUCAACUGCUGAUGCUUUAGUGGGCACUUGGAUAGCGUACCAUGGUGUCAGCGGCAGAGAUGGACCCCAGGUGGCAGCUGGUUCCCAGACAUCUGGUACUAGGGCUCUGGCACACUGGUGCCUCCCUUGACAGCAGACUCAGCCUCCCUGGAGGUCUUAUGUGAGAAAGAACAGGAGAAGUUGCAAGUCCUUGGCCUUGAUUGUUCUCAGUAUCCAUUUCCUGUGUCUUGCCCCAUGCAGGGGAAGGACCAUGGUGCCCCAAGCGGUGGGCAGGUUCACUCUUCUCUUUCAGAAAAGGAGGACAAGGAGAGAAAAGCUUCUGGUUUAAUGUCCUGCCAGAAGAGCAGACUGUAGAAUGAGGCUGCUACCUGUGAACGAGCGAGAGGACCCAGUGCGUUUGUGGUGGGUAUCCCAGGACUUUAUAGCCCCUGACACUACCACCACACGUGUGUUGCUUGAACCUGCUCAUUGGAGGAUGAAAAAUGAAACGAAAGAAAAUGUCCUCAUAAUUUAAUGCCGUAUGGUGACCCCCUGCUGCCCUCCCAUCAGGUGUUUUGCAAUCUUGUUAAACUGUGUGUUACCAGAAACCAUCCUCGUGGGAGGGCAGUGAGCAGAUACCUUCUCUCCUGAUUCAUCAGCCGAGGAGAGGGGCUUGAAUCCAGCCAGAGCGAGGGAGGUGGCUCUCUCUGCUUAGCUGUCUCCCACCUUCUCCCUUUAGAUUGCUUUCUUGCCAUGUUUAUGUGUCUGUUUUGGGAAUUUCUUUAGUGUCUGUGUUUAAGGUGGGGCAGAUCAAGGACAUUGAAGUUGAGAGAAACAAAGUUGGAAGUAGCCUCACUGAGUGAGUGUUCCCAUUUCUGAGGACAAGGCAAGUGGCACCUAUCCUUAAACCUGAAGGAUACAGGGGCAGAGGAAAGGGGCUUGGGGAGAGACUGCCCGCUUAUUUGGCAUUUUUAAUGGAUUUGUGUGGAGCCAGCUGUUGAGGAAAUGUGAGCGUGGCCUGCCACAGGCUACCUGCCCGAGUGCAGAAAUUAGGUGACCUCUAUAGCAUGUUGUAUGACGCUGUGUGUUUUAAUGGGACUGUUGCUGUUUAGUCGACUCUUGGCAACCCCAUGAACUGUAGCCCACCAGGCUCCUCUGUCCAUGGGAUUUCCCAACCAGGAAUACUGGAGUGGGUUGUGACCUCCUUCUCCAGGGGAUCUUCCUGACCCAGGUGUCGAACGCGCAUUCCUGCAUUGGCAGGUGGAUUCUUUCCUGACUGAGCCACCAGGCGCACCUGUGAUCUUUUCUUAUAUUUAACUAAAAUAGUGAAGGUGACUCUAGACCUAAUAGGCCCAGUUGGCCUUCUUUUUUCCCUUUAUUAUGAGCACAGGUGUCCAUUCCUUUUUCAGGCUGCAGGAGGCACUUUGUUGGCUGUUUGUUAGUGCCUGGGGGUUUUAAGCAUCAGAGUGUAUUGGAGACUGGCAUUUCAGGGGUGCAGGUGGCGUCCAGAACUGCUCAGUGUUGGGGUCCUCAGAGGAUAUGCUGGUGCUUUGGGCUGAUAGUUUCUGCUUUGGAGAAGCUGGUGAGGAAGUAGGUAUUUUAAAACUUUUUCUAAUCAGGUAUUCAUUGGCUAUCUCCUACGUGCCAGUGAUAGGAUGUUUUGUUUACUCAAGAAAAUUGUUACUCAGAAACAACUCAGGACAGCUGUUCUGACUGCUUUCAUGUAUGACUGUUAGGAGACCCAAGCCUGGGGCAAGAAAUACAUUUUCUAGGUGUGUGAAUAAGGAAUUUUAAUGACAUCACCAAUUAAGGUUGAGCAAACUCCAGGAUAUAGUGAAGAAUAGGGAAGCCUGGCAUGCUGCAGUCCAUGGGGUUGCAAAGAGUCAGACAUGAACAACAACUGUGGGCCGUGGCACGUGGUGGUACGGAGGUCUGUCUGCGGAGGACCCACCGAACACGUGCUGGGGCCAGCGCAAUCGGUCAGGACUGCUGUCUCUGUACGAAGGACAGAGGGCUUCUCUUUGUCUGUGCUUCGUCGUUUUAAUUUGUCACUGUCGUGACUCAGCUGGGAUUCAGCACCCUGUACAGCAUUCUGUUCCUCCUGGUUUAGCCUCUGGCGAGCCCGCUGAUGAACGCAUUUGGGUACAAGGGAAGGGAGUCUAUUUUCUACCACUUAGAAGAUCAGUUUGGAAAGUGAGCAGAAUAAAAUUAUCUUGUACAUUGAAAAAUAUUUUCCCUUUUUAGCAUUAGUUAGACUGAUUUUCUCAGAAGGAUGUGAACAAAAAUUCAUAGUCGAGGGGCUGUCUGUGCCCCUAAGGCUCACCAUAGCUGUAGCCAGUUGUCCGGGAAGGGACCUGCACAACUGUUUGUUCCAGAAUCGUUUUUUUUAGUAGAUGAAACCUGGCUUUUAAUAUAUUUUAGGAGUUUGGCUUAGAGCUCCCACUUUCCUCCUAACAUAGCCUUUAAAAUUUUUUUUUCUUUUAAAAAUUCCCUUCACCUCCACUAAUGCCAGCUAACAUAAACCACCUGUUACUGAUUCAGGCCCAUCUAUGACUAAAUUCCUAGUUGCUUUGAAGGCAUUGGUCCUCUUAAUUAGUGCCAAGGAGAAAUACAAAGUCCUCUUUCCUGCUAGCUCAUUUAGCUUGGGAUGAAAUAAAUAGCUUCCCCCGCCCCUUUUCCUCCCCAAAGGCCUCUAGAGCAGUAGUGUGCUGAACACUGGAACUGCAUCUGCUCUGCCAAGUGCUCAUCUGUUGCCAAAGACCCACUUGGGGGCCCUGGUCUGGAAUGUGCUCUCAGACUCAGUCUGGCCAGAGGCAGGGAGGGUUCCUUGAUUGCUCCAUUCAGCUACCCAGGAGCUGUGAUGUGCUGGCUUAGUACUGAUUUCCUUUUGUACUAAUUUCCUUUCUUUUUUCCGUUAGCAUAUGGGAGCUAGGCUCCAAGCCUGGCUUAAGUGAAAACUGAAGUUGCUCAGUCGUGUCUGACUCUUUGCGACCCCAUGGACUGUAGCCCACCAGGUUCCUCUCUCCAUGGAAUUUUCCAGGCAAGAGUACUGGAGUGGGUUGCCAUUUCCUUGUCCAGGGUAUCUUCCCAACCCAGGGAUCGAGCCUGGGUCCUCCCACAUUGCAGCCAGAUGCUUUACCAUCUGAGCCACCAGGGAAGCCCCCAAGUUUAGCUUAGCUUACCUUUAAUACCCUAGUGGAUUGAGGAAGAAAAAGGGAGUGAAGUUUCCCUAAUGUAAGGUUCAGCACACUUUCCCUGUCAAGGACCAGACAGUAAAGACUUACAGCUUUGCGGGCCGUUUCCUGCAGCCCCUCCUCUAGGACUGGGCCUGCCUAUGGUCCAGGGCAGCCUGGCCUCUGAAAACAGGCUGCCGGCUGGAUUUGGCCCUUGGGUGGUGGUUUGCCGACCCCUGCAUCGACAGACUGUGUGGGUGGCCAUGAUGAGAUGAUGACUUUGCUAAAAGUGUGUGUGCAGGGUGGUAAGCAACCACAGAACGCAACUGUGUGCAGCCAGUGUAAAUAAGUUCUGUAGGCAAGUGCGCAUCUUCCCCUACGAGCUUCUCUCUGGACAUACUCACUUAUGUGGCCAGUGGUAACAUACUGUGUUUCCAGCACAUGGCAUGAUUGUCAGCUGUGUGACUGAGUGGCCAGCUCGGCACUCAUUGAAAUAUACCUCUCAUUGUGCUCAUCUGUGAUUGUGCUAGUAGCGUUGUGAUGGGCUUGGCUACCCUGAAGGACUUUAUCCCCCAACUGCUGUGGGGGUUGGUUGCUGCUGGCUCACUGUCUGCAGCUGUGGGUCCUCUCUGGGAGCUUCCCCCUGUUGAAGAGUCCUGCCUCGGAUGAGGGUGUGGUCAGACUCCCUCCCUGGAGCAACUCUGAAGGCCCAUCAGCUCCUUCCUGCCCUCCUUCCCUUUUCCCAGGCGUGCAUCCCAAGGACAGUUCCCUGUAAACUUCCCGUGUGAGACUCCCCACCUCAUGCCUGCUCUCUGGAACUGACCCACAACACUGCUCUGUACUUUUCUACACUGCAGCCUUGAACUCUAACUUAGGACACUGUUUUCUAAUUAUUUAAUAGAAGGACAGAUGUUGCCUGUUUAAUUUCAGGCACGGUAAAUGCAAAUUAGGUAGACUUGCUAUUUAUCCUGAAUGUGAAUUUGCUAUUUAUUCUAAAUAUUGAUUUUAUGUUACAUGACGUCGAACUUACUGCCAAAUAAAAGUUUGAAUUAUAUUGUCCAGUUUACUCCCAGUCAUCUGCUUUUGUGUGCUUCAGUUAGUGGCAAAAGUCACAUCACAUUCUCAGUCAGUUCAGUCGCUCAGUCGUGUCUGACUGUGACCCCAUGAAUCGCAGCACGCCAGGCCUCUGUGUUCAUCACCAUCUCCCGGAGUU
Budorcas taxicolor (takin) is the source of this 6459-nucleotide messenger RNA. RefSeq names its product 5'-nucleotidase domain containing 3 (gene NT5DC3). Bases 34 to 1671 code for a protein of 545 amino acids. Lineage: Eukaryota; Metazoa; Chordata; Mammalia; Artiodactyla; Bovidae. The transcript is spliced from 14 exons. The record is from RefSeq and is a predicted model, not a curated record. Gene Ontology annotation, molecular function: 5'-nucleotidase activity.